AUGGCUAGUGAAACUGCAAAGAAUUUUUCAAAUUUGGAAACUCCUGGUUAUGUUGGAUUUGCCAACUUGCCUAACCAAGUGCACCGCAAGUCAGUUAAGAAGGGUUUUGAGUUCACCCUUAUGGUGGUAGGUGAAAGUGGACUAGGCAAAUCAACCCUAGUCAAUUCCUUGUUCCUUACGGACCUAUAUCCUGAGCGUGUUAUUCCUGAUGCAACUGAAAAGACAAAUCAAACUGUCAAGUUGGAUGCGUCGACGGUCGAGAUUGAAGAGAGGGGAGUGAAGCUGCGUUUGACUGUUGUAGACACGCCCGGCUAUGGUGAUGCCAUCGAUAACACGGAUUGCUUCCGCUCGAUAAUCCAAUACAUAGACGAGCAGUUUGAACGGUUCCUUCGCGACGAGAGCGGUCUCAACCGUCGAAACAUCGUCGACAACCGCAUACAUUGCUGCUUCUAUUUCAUAUCGCCGUUCGGACAUGGGUUGAAACCGCUGGACAUCGAGUUCAUGAAGCAACUCCACAACAAAGUGAACAUCGUGCCGGUGAUCGCGAAGGCCGACUGCCUCACUAAGAAAGAGGUGCAGCGGCUCAAAUCCAGAGUCAUGGAAGAAAUAGAAAGAGAGGGAAUCAAGAUUUACCCCCUCCCGGACUGCGACAGCGACGAGGAUGAAGAUUAUAAGGAGCAGGUGCGCCAGCUGAAGGCGGCGGUGCCGUUCGCCGUGUGCGGCGCCGGGCAGCAGCUGGAGGUGCGCGGCAGGCGGGUGCGCGGCCGCCUCUACCCCUGGGGCGUGGUCGAGGUCGAGAACCCCGAGCACUGCGACUUCAUCAAGCUGCGCACUAUGCUCAUCACCCAUAUGCAAGACUUACAAGAGGUGACUCAAGAGGUGCACUAUGAGAACUAUCGUUCAGAGAGACUGGCGCGCAACGGGCAAGUUCCUAAACGACACACGUCGACUGAAAGUGGAUUAAGUGAAGCAGAUUCCAAUGGCCUAAAUGGGUCCAAUGAAGACUCUUCGGAACGCGAACGAGCAUUGCGUGAAAAGGAGGCCGAGCUACGUCGCAUGCAGGAGAUGCUGGAACAAAUGCAGCGUCAGAUGCAGCUGCAAGCGGCGGCUAACACAACCACAGCA
Molecule: messenger RNA, 1125 nt
Organism: Iphiclides podalirius (scarce swallowtail)
Lineage: Eukaryota; Metazoa; Arthropoda; Insecta; Lepidoptera; Papilionidae
Source: the annotation of a GenBank genome assembly